This is a messenger RNA of Balaenoptera ricei (Rice's whale), 1825 nucleotides long. Its product is annotated as DNA polymerase subunit gamma-1-like. Lineage: Eukaryota; Metazoa; Chordata; Mammalia; Artiodactyla; Balaenopteridae. Gene Ontology annotation, cellular component: gamma DNA polymerase complex; mitochondrion. The transcript is spliced from 2 exons. Gene Ontology annotation, molecular function: DNA-directed DNA polymerase activity; DNA binding; 3'-5' exonuclease activity. Gene Ontology annotation, biological process: mitochondrial DNA replication. The record is from RefSeq and is a predicted model, not a curated record.
AUGGAAUCACUACUUCAAGAUUUGUGGCCGACCCUGGGGGGGGCCUGCCCCUACACACCCAUCGAGUCCCUGUACAGGAAGCACUGUCUUGAACAGGGGAAGCAGCAGCUGGAGCCGCAGGCGGCAGACCUGGCUGAGGAGCUCCUGCUCACUGACAGCAGCACCAUGUGGCAGACGGUGGAAGAAAUGGGCUGCUUAGAAGUGGAGGCCGAGGCCAGGAUGGAGAACUUGCGAGUGGCAGUUCCAGGUCGGCCCCUAGCUCUGACUGCUGCUGGUGGCCCAAAAGCCAGCCAGCCAGCUUAUCACCAUGGCAACGGACCCUACAAUGAUGUGGAUCUCCCCGGCUGCUGGUUCUUCAAGCUGCCUCACAAGGAUGGUAACAGCUGCAAUGCUGGCAGCCCCUUUGCCAAAGACUUCCUGCCCAAGAUGGAGGACGGCACCCUGCAGGCUGGCCCAGGAGGUGCCAGUGGGCCCCGUGCCUUGGAAAUCAACAAAAUGAUUUCUUUUUGGAGGAACGCCCAUAAACGUAUCAGGUCCCAGAUGGUGGUGUGGCUGUCCAGGUCAGCUCUGCCCCGUGCUGUGACCAGGCACCCAAACUAUGAUGAGGAAGGUCGCUAUGGGGCCAUCUUGCCCCAGGGGGUGACCGCUGGCACCAUCACUUAACGGGCUGUAGAGCCCACGUGGCUCAUUGCCAGCAACGCCCGACCUGACCGAGUAGGCAGUGAGUUGAAGGCCCUGGUGCAGGCCCCACCCGGCUACGUCCUCGUGGGUGCUGACGUGGACACACAGGAGCUGUGGAUUGCGGCUGUGCUUAGAGAUGCCCACUUUGCUGGCAUGCUUGGCUGCACGGCCUUCGGGUGGAUGACACUGCAGGGCAGGAAGAGCAGGGGCACCGACCUACACAGUAAGAGAGCUGCCACAGUGGGCAUCACCCGUGAGCACACCAAGGUCUUCAACGAUGGCUGCAUCUAUGGGGCGGGGCAGCCCUUCGCUGAGUGCCUCCUAAUGCAGUUCAACCACUGGCUCACGCGGCAGGAGGCAGCUGAGAAGGUCCAACAGAUGUAUGCGGUCACCAAGGGCCUCCGCAGGUAUCGGCUGUUAGAUGAGGGCGAGUGGCUGGUGACGGAGUUGGACCUCCCUGUGGACAGGAUGGAGGAUGGCUUGCUUUCCCUGCAGGAUCUACGCAAGAUCCAGAGAGAAGCUUCUAGGAAAUCACAAUGGAAGAAGUGGGAGGUGGUUGCUGAACAAGCCUGGAUGGGGGACACAGAGUCAGAAAUGUUCAAUAAGCUGGAGAGCAUUGCGAUGUCUGACACACCACGUACCCCGGUGCUGGGCCGCUGCAUCAGCCGAGCCCUGGAGCCCUCUGCUGUCCAGGGGGAGUUUAUGACCCGCCGUGUGAAUUGAGCGGUGCAAAGCUCCGCUGCGGACUACUUACACCUCAUGCUUGUGGCCAUGAAGUGGCUGUUUGAGGCGUUUGCCAUUGAUGGGCGCUUCUGCAUCAGCAUCCACGAUGAGGUUCGCUACCUGCUGCGGGAGGACUGCUACCGUGCUGCCCUCACCCUGCAGAUCGCCAGCCUCUUGACCAGGUGCACGUUUGUCUACAAGCUGGGUCUGAAUGACUUGCCCCAGUCAGUCGCCUUUUUCAGUACAGCCAAUAUUGACCAGUGCCUCAGGAAGGAAGUGAACAUGGACUGUAAAACCCCUUCCAACCCAACUGGGAUGGAAAGCAGAUACGGGAUUCCCGAGGGUGAAGCACUGGAUAGUUACCAGAUAAUUGAACUCACCAAAGGCUCCCUGGAAAAAUGAAGCCAGCCUGGACGGUAGC